Messenger RNA from Trichobilharzia regenti, 703 nucleotides. Lineage: Eukaryota; Metazoa; Platyhelminthes; Trematoda; Strigeidida; Schistosomatidae. The record is from the annotation of a GenBank genome assembly.
UGAAUGCUUUUUCACGAGCCAUUUAUGUAUAUUUGAUCAUUUAUCGCGCAAUUACCAGCUAACUAUGGAAAAUAGUGAUUCUGAAUCGUCUGUGGACCAUAAUAGUUUCGCAUCAGUGAUAAAUCUUUAUGAACAACGUCCUGUGAGUACUGUCUCAGCAGCGAUUACACACGGCGGUGUUCAAAAUAUUUCAUGUUCUUCUAACUGUGGUUUUGAAGAGAUUUGUGUACACAGAAAGGGUAACUGUCAAGAUGCAAACAAUUUAUAUUUUUCGUCACACGACUGCAACUCGGCUGUUUUGGAUGUUACUUGUGCACAAGGAAGUGAAUGGGUUCCCGCUAAUCCGAAUAAAAUUUCGAAAAGUGUUCAAACAUCAUUUAAAUUGAAAAAGAAUAUUUCUUCAAGUCAUAAUUUAUCUACAGAGAAAGAUAUCUAUGCAAAUUCAUUGAAAUUAUCUCCAAUGGAUACUUUAACUCAUUUACAUAUUCCACAGUAUAGACCGUUACCUGCGCAUAAAUUAGGCAUUAUCUCUGAAGAUUUAUCCUCGGCAUUUCCAGUUUUAGAUUUUACAUUCCAACAAAAAUAUCGUGACCAACAUCAACAGCAGCAUCAAAGUGUAUCAGCAUCUGCAACAUUGUCAUCUUCAGGAACAGGAUCGACAGCAGUCACAGUUUAUACAACAACAGUUUAUCACCAUCAGUAA